This is a messenger RNA of Cicer arietinum (chickpea), 1136 nucleotides long. RefSeq lists its product as uncharacterized. Lineage: Eukaryota; Viridiplantae; Streptophyta; Magnoliopsida; Fabales; Fabaceae. The record is from RefSeq and is a predicted model, not a curated record.
UGUUUCAUCAUAUUACAAGACAAAUCACUUUUAAUCACUCUUUAUAGGCUGCAUAAAACCAUGACAUAAAUCCAUAAGUCUCAUUCAUAAAAAUAAGUGUUGAUAAGGAAAUUUUGUUGACUCUUAUCUUUUCCUAUUAAAACCAUUGUUGUUUUUCAUAACCUCAACAAGAGCAUGGAGUUGAAUUUGAAGUCUUUUUCCUUUGAAAAACUUGAAGCUGAGCAUGAAGUUGAAGAAAAUAUGCACUUUCUAAAGUCACUUCAGGAGCUAAAAGAACUGAGGGCUCAGCUUCACCAUGCUGCAGAUUAUUGUGAAACAACAUUCUUGAAAAGUGAAGGGAAGAAAGAUGUGAUGGAAAAUACAAAAGAAUAUAUAUGCAGGGCUAUGGUAACUGUGGUUGAUCAUCUUGGAAAUGUCUCAUCCAAUCUUGAAGGCCUUAUUUCUCACACAAAUUCAUUUUCUGAGGCUGAGAUAAGAAUUCAGUCCCUCAAACAAAGACUUUUUUCAUGUGGACAAUAUGCUGAUAAGCUUGCUCUCUCAAAUAUGCAAUGGAGGGAGAAACCAACAAGAUUUCAUACUCGAUAUUCGUCGUCGCGUAAUAUUUCAUCUCCUAUACUUGAGAGAUCAAGCACUGAAAAAUUAAGUGAUUCAAAAAGUGAAGUUACUUUAAGAAAAGAAGAUAAACAUACACAAAAGGAUUUGCCACUUUAUAUGUACAGUCAUAAGUCAUGUGAAGCUAAGAAUUUGAAGCCAGCUACUACUACAACUAACAAGCACAACAAUUUAGCCUUUGUGAUGCCUGUUCGCGACGGUUUGUCAGUGUUAGCAAAAGUUUCAAGUCCUAAAUUUCAUUUCCAAGGUUCUCCAAAGGUUGCGCGACAUAGAAGAUCUUUGCAUGGAAGUGAUAUUUUAUGGCUCAUGAGGCGAUCUAAACGAACGCAAUGAAAAAUUUGAGAGAAUCUCUACACUGUAUCUAUUUACAUAUGAAUCUCAUCUUGAAUAUCAAUUCAUUCUGAUAAAUAUCGAUUCAUUCUAAUGAAUCACUCUUUAAAUUUAGUGUAGUCCACCACAUUUUUUGUCAACUUUGUAUAACCAACUAUUUUUCUUUUGGCAUUUGAUGAAGUUUAUUUAUGAUA